AUGCGACUAUUUGCACGACAUUCAGGGCGUUGUGGAUCUCUAAUACCGUUUCUGAGAUUCAAUCAUGGUCUAGUAGGGCAAUCAGGUGCGCCAGAAAUAUCAAAACUGACAGUGGUUCUGAGUGAUAAGUUAUCGAAGCAAGAUGAAGACAGUACUAUCGAUACUAGUUCGGCACCACUUUCAUCACCUAAGACCGGCCGAAAGCGAAUUGAGCAACCCAAAGCAACGCUUCCGCCUUCCCUACAGUAUGUGAGAGACCUUAUGGACCAUUAUAAAGAUCAUGUUGUUCUCACUCAGAUGGGAUCGUUCUAUGAGCUAUAUUUCGAGCAUGCUUCUCAGUACGGGCCUCAGCUGAACUUAUCGUUAACAGAGAAAAGCUACUUCUGUGGAAAAGUGCCCUUUGCGGGCUUCCCUGUGCACCAACUGAGCCGACAUUUGAAGAUUCUGGUCAAUACUCAUGGAUACAGCGUAACCAUUGCGGAACAGUUCAAACGGGAGUCUGCCGCAGAUAACGAUGUCAACAAGUUCUACAGAAGAGUUACGAGGAUAGUGACACCAGGAACCUUCAUCGAUGAAGCUUUUGAGAAUCUUCAAGAGAACACGUACCUGUUGAAUAUUGAAUUUCCGGAGAAUUGCGUGGACAGAAUAGCCGAUCCGAACUUGAAAACGGGCCUAUGUUGGUGUGACGUGUCGACCGGUGAGAUAUUUGUCCAACAGGUUCUGCUGAAGGACUUAGUUUCCUCGAUUACGAGAAUCCAGCCAAAAGAGAUUUUGCUUGAUGAUUCGCUAUUCUCUUACAAUCUUGAGUCCGGUUCCUGGUAUCCGGAGCUUGUAGAGCUUAAGAAGUACUUCCUAAAGUACCAGAAGCUUCCGACACGACAUCGAACCAUGGAUUCCUUCUAUAACCUCUUUGCUGCCACGGAGAGGGAGGAGGAUCUGAAGCUACUCACGAUUCAAUUAGGAAACUUUGGUCAAAAGGAGAUUGCUGCGCUGCGAAACAUCCUAAUUUAUGUCAGUGAACAUAUGCCCGAUUUGCCUAUGAACUUUCAAAUACCUCAAAGGCAGUUGACCGGUUCUAUUAUGCAGAUAGAUUCACGAACCGCCGCUGCCCUAGAACUGCACAGAACUGUUAGAGAUAAUAGGAAAAGAGGUACAUUACUAUCCACCAUUCGCCGUACAGUCUCGCCGGCUGGAACUCGGUUAUUGACUCAAUGGCUUUCAGGUCCCUCCCUUGAUCUAAAAGAGAUACAAGACCGUCAGAGUAUGGUUCAAUUUCUUCGAAAUAAUUCCGAAGUUAGAGAGAACGUUAUUGAAAUGCUGAAGACGGUUCACGAUAUACCGCGCAUACUGCAGAAAUUUAGCUUUGGUCGAGGAGAAGCGCUGGAGCUCAUGCAGCUUGCACGCUCAAUACAGACAGCCGUCAAGUUACGCACUUAUCUGCAAGAACAAGUAACAUCAUCAAGCAAAAAGACCAGAAAUAUAGUAUCGUCCCUCGCUGAGAGAAUAGCUUUCCAGGACGCAUUGACCAACGAGGUUAUAGAAAACUUGAAUGAAAGAAACCUUGCAGAAACGCAAAAGCAACAAGAAGAGCAAGGUGAUAAAGCUGGUGAGAUUGAAGAAAAUCCCGAAUCAAAUAUAAGCAUUUUGUCUGGUUCUGAGAUUUGGGUCGUAAAUCCAACCUACAGUGACACACUCCGGGGGUAUCACGAACAUUAUCAGACUUUGCUCAAUACAAGGGAGACCCUGCAGCAAGAUUAUCAUACAUUGUUAGUUGACACGCUGGGCGCCAAAUCCGUCACUUUGAAGCAAAAACAGACUGGCGAGUAUGCGUUACAUGUUCUCGGGACAGCAGGCAAUUUGAAGCGGAUCAAUGAUUACAUUAAAGAUGGUGAGAAAUUUCAAGAGUCCCCAUUACAUAUUUUGCAGCAAUCAACACAAACCCGAUGGUUGUCGCACAAGCGAUGGUCUGAAUUAGGCUAUCAGCUUGAAUUAGCAGUUCUCAGGAUAAAAAGUGAGGAGGAACGGAUAAUCAAUAAGUUUAAGACCGCAUUUCUAAAAAAGAGUAAUGAAAUUCGAGCUAUCUCUGACGUUUUAGCUCAUCUGGAUGUUCUAUCAUCCUUCGCAGUGCUGGCACAGGAGAAGAAUCUAACCCGUCCGAAAGUCGACCGCAGUCAUAAGCUUGAAAUCAUCGGCGGCCGUCAUAUCAUGGUUGAAGAUGGCAUCAUGAAUAGGUCGCUGGAAAAGUUCACCGAGAAUAACUGUAAACUCGAUGGAGGUAAAUUAUGGGUUAUCACAGGGCCUAACAUGGGCGGUAAGUCCACAUUCCUAAGGCAGAAUGCCAUCAUAGUGCUUCUGGCUCAAAUAGGCUCAUUUGUCCCUUGUUCAAGUGCUCAUAUUGGCUUGGUUGACAAGAUUUUUAGCCGCGUAGGCUCUGCAGACGAUCUAUACAAUGAGAUGAGCACUUUCAUGGUCGAGAUGAUCGAGACGUCUUUCAUUUUGCAAGGUGCCACGAAGAGAUCCCUGGCAAUCUUGGAUGAAAUUGGACGUGGAACUAGUGGAAAAGAAGGCGUCAGCAUCGCUUAUGCCACCUUGAACCACCUCGCCGAAGAGAAUGGCUGCAGGGCUCUAUUUGCUACACACUUCGGCCCGGAAAUUCGCGAAAUAAUGACAUCCUAUGAUAAUUCGGCUCUUGCUGAGAAGGCAUGCUUUUUCAAAAGCGGCGUUAUCGACAUCUCAGAGACCGACUUUUGUUAUGAUUACAAGUUGCGCCCGGGCAUCUGUGAAAAAUCUGAUGCUCUUAAAGUCGCUCGGACUGCAGGUUUUCCUGAGAAGGCAUUUAAUGUCGCUAAGGCUUUGCUGUCUUGA
Torulaspora globosa is the source of this 2865-nucleotide messenger RNA. RefSeq names its product mismatch repair ATPase MSH1 (gene MSH1). The record is from RefSeq and is a predicted model, not a curated record. NCBI's taxonomy places the organism in Eukaryota, Fungi, Ascomycota, Saccharomycetes, Saccharomycetales, Saccharomycetaceae. The coding region runs from base 1 to 2865 and encodes 954 amino acids. Gene Ontology annotation, cellular component: nucleus. Gene Ontology annotation, biological process: mismatch repair. The transcript has a single exon. Gene Ontology annotation, molecular function: ATP-dependent DNA damage sensor activity; ATP binding; mismatched DNA binding.